UGUACUGUUACACUUUUUUGAGGAUUAAAAUACCUUCAUCAUCCAUUAUAUCUCUCACCUUUAUUCUUAUUGUGUAGAUCUCCAAUGAAUGGCGAUUGAGCAACAAGUCAAAGGAUGUCCCUGUCUUUCUCUUCUUUCCACAGACUCAUAUUGAUGUUGUGAUAUGGGAGUUUAAAGGCAAAAAAUGGACUCCGCUGUAGUAAAUUAUUUGAUUGACAAUAUCCUUUCAGUGCUUGCAAUUGAAACAUCAUUGUUAUGGGGGGUUCGUGAUACAGUCGUUGAUGUGAAGAAUGAGUUGAUAAGCAUGCAAUCUUUUUUAGUAGAUGCGGAUAAGAAGGGAACAAGCAAUGAAGCAGAGAAAACUUGGGUGGCAAGUGUGAGAGACAUGGCAUAUGAGGUUGAAGAUAUUAUUGAUCGGUUCAUGUAUCACAUCAAUAGCCAACGAAUUGGUGGUCGAUCUGUCAGGUUCCUUCACCACACUAUUUACUUUCCACAAAACCUAUGGGUGAGGCAUCAAGUCGCUACCAAGUUACACAAAAUCAACAAGAAAAUCAGGACCAUUCCAGAGGUGAACCAAAGAUAUGGUGUUAAUCAUAUAGUGGGUAAAAGUUCUAACGAUAAUCACAAGUGGAUCGUGCGUCGUGGUGAAUCUCCUUUGUUUCAUAAAGAAGAUGAACUUGUGGGAAUAGAAAAUAAAAGGCAAUUGAUAAUGGGUUGGUUGAUGGAUGGAGAACCACGUCAGACUGUCAUUUCAAUAGUCGGGAUGGGUGGUUCUGGAAAGACCACACUAGUUGCCAACACUUACAACAAUGAUGAUGUAAAGAAACAUUUUGAUUGUUGGGCUUGGAUCACAGUUUCCCAAGCAUAUGAAUUAGAAAACUUAUUGAGGAGCUUGAUUAAGGAAUUCUAUGAGUCAAGGAAGGAAGCAUAUCCAGCAGACUUGAGUUCCAUGAACUACAGAUUGUUAGUAAAAACACUAGUGAACUAUUUAGAGAAGAAAGUGUAUCUACUUGUUGUAGAUGAUGUUUGGGACACAAACCUCUUGGAUGAAAUAAAAGUAUCAAUUCAAGAUAGUUGUCUUGGGAGCAGAAUCAUCCUUACCACCCGAAAAGAAGAUGUAGCUUGCUAUCCUUUGGGAGGUAAACAUCACGUUCAUCAUAUGCAACUGUUGCAAAAGGAAGAGGCUUGGGAACUCUUUUGCAAGAAAGCAUUCUCAAGUAAUCCAAAUGGAAGUUGCCCACUAGAGCUUGAAUCUUUUGCUCAAGAACUUGUGGGAAAAUGCGAAGGCCUACCUCUUGCAAUUGCAGCUUUGGGCAGUCUUAUGUACUCUAAGAAUAUGUGUCAAUGGAAUGAAAUUUACAACGGCUUGAAUUGGAGUCUAAGUAAAAAUCCUAAGCUAGAAUCAGUGAAGAGCAUUUUGUUUCUUAGUUUCAAUGAUUUACCAUAUCAGUUGAAACAUUGUUUCUUAUAUUGCUCCCUUUUCCCAGAAGACCAUGAGAUUCAAAGAAAAAUGCUCACUAAGCUAUGGAUGGGUGAGGGAUUUGUAGAACAAGUUGAAGGGUCCACUUUAGAAGAAGUAGCAGAUAGCUAUCUAGUAGAACUCAUUUUUCGAAACAUGCUUCAAGUUGUAGAGAGGAAUGAAUUCGAAAGGCCAAGGAUAUGUAAAAUGCAUGAUCUUUUGCGGGAGCUUGCUCUAUCAGUAUCCAUCAAAGAAAAGUUUGGUGCUGUAUAUGAUGGAGGAGAAGAAAUGAAAGAAUGCAAAGCACGCCGCAUUUCAAUUCACAAAUCUGAUGGAGAACUCAAAUCAUUUACAGGUAUGUCAAAGCUUCGUUCUUUUCUUGUUUUUAACAAGUCGUUGAAAACAUUGCCUUCCGGAAGUAAAAUGUUAAGGGUUCUAAAUUUGGAGGAUGCCCCAAUUGAUAAAUUGCCUGAUGAACUAUUCAAAUUAUUCAACUUAAGAUAUUUGAAUUUAAGGGGAACUUUACUUAAGAAGCUCCCAAAUUCCAUAGGGAGGCUCCUUAAUCUUCAAACCUUGGACAUUGGGGGCACACAAAUAGAGUCUCUUCCUCAUGGAAUAGGAAAGUUGCAAAACUUGCGGCAUUUAAUAAUGUAUCGCUACACUGGAAAUUGGAAUGAGUUCAGAUAUUCUAUAGGGAUGCAAGCACCAUUAAAUAUCGGCCAGUUAAAGAAUUUGCAAACUGUGUGUUAUUUUGAAGCAAAAGUUGACUUGAUAAGACAAUUUCGAAGUAUGACCCAACUUACCUCGAUUGGUAUUGGCAACGUGAAAGAAGCAGAUGAGACAGACUUAUGUAUCACAAUUCAAAACAUGAGACUUCUUUGCUUGUUGUCUGUCAUGGUAACUAAUGAGGACGAAACUCUCCGAAUGGAUGGACUCUCAUCUCCUCCUCCUAACCUUCAAAGGCUUUCCUUGAUCGGAAAACUAGAAACAGUGCCACAGUGGUUUCGUUCACUUCAAAGCCUUACCCAUUUGCAGUUGCAUUGGUCAAGGCUAGCAGAAGAUCUACUCCCACACAUUGCUGAUUUGCCACAUUUGGGACAUCUCACACUUAGUAAUGCCUAUGUUGGAAAACAAAUAUGUUUCAGUACAGGCUUUCCUAAGCUUACAAAAUUGGAGAUUCGUAAUUCCCCUCAGUUGAGCAAGAUAAUAAUAGAAAAGGGGGUGAUGCCCAAUAUGAAAUCUCUAGGUAUUGACAGUUGCAUUGAGUUAAAGACAGUGCCCAAGGGCAUUGAAUACCUUAAAAAUCUCCAAGAAUUGGUUUUGGCAUCUGUCUCAAUGGAACUUCAACAUCGCAUCGAGGGAGAAGGAAGCGUGGAUUUUCCAAAGGUGCGGCACAUCCCAAAGAAGUGCAUCUGGUAGUAGUAAUUCAUAAUGUUUCAUGAAGGUGCGUAUGCAUGUAAGAAUGUCUGUUUGUGGUAUGUCAAGCCCACCAUAUGUUCGAGGAAAGUCCCCUGUGGAAGUUGUAUGAUUGGGACUAGGAAGAUACAAGAUGUUGACAUACGAACCCCAAGAGUUUUGCUGGAUUUUUCAUUAUUAUGUGUCUUUCUAGCGUGUUGAUUAUCCAAAGCUUGCUUGUGAUUUCACUUUUGUGUAUAUAGAUUCCUAAGAUUUGGUUUGGUUAUGAUGUCUUAUUUCUGGUCUGUUUUAGUAAGCCACAUGUUAGCCUGUGAUUUGUGUGUGUGUAUAUAUAUUUGUUUCAAACUUCUGAGUGCUUACUUUGCUUCUUGUAUAAUAUGAGAACUGGUCAUCACGAGAAAUAUUGAUUAAUAAUAGCUUCUUUCUUCUUUC
This is a messenger RNA of Quercus robur (English oak), 3307 nucleotides long. Its product is annotated as disease resistance protein RPM1-like. Gene Ontology annotation, molecular function: protein binding; ADP binding. The record is from RefSeq and is a predicted model, not a curated record. The transcript is spliced from 2 exons. Bases 185 to 2878 code for a protein of 897 amino acids. NCBI's taxonomy places the organism in Eukaryota, Viridiplantae, Streptophyta, Magnoliopsida, Fagales, Fagaceae. Gene Ontology annotation, biological process: defense response to other organism.